This is a messenger RNA of Neospora caninum, 4452 nucleotides long. RefSeq names its product Carbon catabolite repressor protein, related. Gene Ontology annotation, molecular function: poly(A)-specific ribonuclease activity. Gene Ontology annotation, cellular component: nucleus; cytoplasm; CCR4-NOT complex. Gene Ontology annotation, biological process: nuclear-transcribed mRNA poly(A) tail shortening. NCBI's taxonomy places the organism in Eukaryota, Apicomplexa, Conoidasida, Eucoccidiorida, Sarcocystidae. The transcript has 5 exons. Bases 1 to 4452 code for a protein of 1483 amino acids. The record is from RefSeq and is a predicted model, not a curated record.
AUGGAAGGGUCAACUGCUCCUGCGUCCAGCGCCCAUAGUGAUCACAGUCAUCCGCUCGCGCGUUCUGGGUCUGUCGAGGAACCAGCCACAGGCGACCCAACGCAAGGCUCCUGUCAGCUGCGGGCGAACGAUGUGGAUGGCCCAGCAAGUGGCCGAAACCGCCCGACGAGAAGGCCGGCGUCUGAGGGGCAAAGCCAGUCUUUCGCGUCCCAUUUCCUUCCCGACUUCAGCGAACCUGCGGAGACAGCGCCCGAGCGCGCUGACGGCACGAGGGAAUCUCCUGACCCGGCACCGCACGUUCCACCCAAUGUAAGAGACGCUUCCCGAAUCUGGAAUUUCUCUGUCCCCAGAGGCAGCGCUGAAAAUCCAAGUACGACUGCGUCCGCGUGUGGGAAGAGUCCCCGAUCUCCAAACCGCGGCCACGGCGUAGGCGUGCCGCAGGAAGCGAAUUCUUGUUCGGCGCCGCCCUCCGCGGGCCGGGCGGCCCCGCCCGUUGUUGGGGAAGGCCCCGUGGCUUCCGGUGACGUUGCGGAUGUUGACUCGGACAGGAGCGGCUUCAGAGCGGCGGGCGCUGACAACACCGCUGGAGCUGGAACCGCAGGCAGUGAAGCUGAUGGUGGAUCGGCUGCGAAAGGUGCUACACCGUCGCGGAGCGGCGAGGCGACAGAGAGCGGCGUCCCGCCUUCUCCAGAAAACAGUCGUGGCGUGGAUUCGCCAGAGAGCGAUCAAGGCGGGGGUCCGGAGAGUCGAGCACACGACGGGCCGACAGGCAAGGGUGCGGGGGCGAAUCGAGUUUACACACGAGAGCACGAGAAGAAGGAUCUGGCAUCUCCGUCCGCGGCCACGCCAGGGCCAAGUGCGGCAGGCGGAGCAGAGUUGCUGCGGUGCGAUCUGAUGUGGAUUGCUUCCGGAAACAAGGGCGGUCUCAUCACUCCUGUGGAGGACUGCGAGCUCCACCCGAUCGUAAUCAUUCGCGACCGGCAAGGCAGGGUGUUCGACGACGACGAAGAGAGUGAAGAGAACCCGAUCGGGAAGUCGUCCCAUAUCUUCUUCCGGUGGAUGCGGGGACCACCUCGAGCUGUAUGUACAUUCCACCCUCAGCGCGCAGCUUGCUUGCAGUGCGUCGUGACGCUGCGUUGUUUCUGCUGCUAUGACUGCUUUCGGAAAGGGUACAAGCAGCUGCACAAAUUCUACCGGACUCGCGGGCUCUCCUCGAUCCUCCCCCAUCCGAAUUCGCACACCUACGGCGUCCCUUGCCGCCCGUUUGACUGGAAUGACUUUGACUCAAAUCGCCAGUUCGACACUCAGCACCUGGCUCUUCUGAAGCAAGCCGGACUGGUCACGGCUGAAGGUGAGCAGGAAAGCUGGAAACCGGUCUCCACGUGCCGCAAUUACACGCCGUCAAAGGCGGAUGUUGGCCAUCAGUUACGGCUCGAAACACUGGUUGUUGACCGGCAGACGCUGGCGCAGCUUCUUGAGGACAGCCGGUCCCGUCAGAGCAACAGGCGGAAAAGUCGAGAGAAAAGGGAAGCUGCCGGCGCAGCUGAGGAAGACAGGGACGCGAGCACGGGUGCGAAUGGCCAUUGUGACCGAGGCUUCACGGAGCGGCAAGCCGGCGACCGAUCCAGUGGCCCAGACAGCGAGCCUAAAAAAAAUAACGGCCCAUGUCCGGACUCGGAGGGAACUGACGGAGGGACACACUCAUCACAACCGGGGGAGAGCGCGCGGCGACCGUCCGCUGAUGUGUCCAGCGACGGGCGCUCAGGACGAGGCCGGCAGUCGGAGAAAAGUGAGGCAGUUCGGGAGCUCUCGACCGCGUGUCCCGACGAGAAUCGGAGUGCCGAGGGGAUCGCUGCGGAGUCUUCGAGGAACCGUCGAGCGCCAGCAGGCAGCGACGCAAGCGCCGGCAGCAGCGCAGGCGCGACGGGCGGAGAGGAUCGGGAUGGAGACGUCCCCGCAUCCGGAGAUGCCGCUUCGCGUAGUGUCCUUGGCAACCGGGAGUCCGUGGAUAUGGCAGAGGCCGCUGCAGUCGCGUGGGCUGCGGCCUCGCUCCAUGAUUCCAGUCACUAUCGCCAAGUGUUGACUGGCUGUUGCGUUCCCACUGUCGAUACUGUUCCGCGCCGCAGGCGACGACUGGCCUCUGUCCCGCAUCUUCCGCCUGUCCACGGAGUCGCGGCGCACGGGGCGGGGUUGCACGGGCUAGCUGCGCUUUCUCUCCAGCGCCCUGCCCACCCGACCCACGAAGUUCGUGGCCUUCCUGACGGGAGUCUGCACGUGCCGAACGCUCAUCUUGACGCGUUUCCGGGGCCGACCAGCAGAAGUGCUGGAGCGACACGGGAUCGGCUCUUUUCGCCCAUCGACGACAUGGCAGUGUACGCUCCAGUAGGCGCAGAGACGGGGUCGGCACUGAGUGACGGGUCCUCUCUCGCCGGAAGCGUCGCCUUUGGCUCCAGCGCAGGCGCGGGCUCCUACACCAGUUUGGGCUCCUUCGGGGACGCGUCCAGUUUCUCUUCGUCGGCAUUUGGAUUCGGCAGGUCGGCGAGCGGUCUCUGCACGUACGCGCCCGGAGGAGGGAACGUCGCUGGGAAUCUCCUGCCUUCGUACGAAGCGAACGGGUUGAGUGGCCAAGCGGCGGCGAGCGUCCCGGGAGGAUUCUACCAGAACAGAGCAGGACCGAGCUCGCGCGCUCCCUCGAGUCGCGAGGGCGGGGUUCUCGAAGGCGACGGCGCGUGCCACGGCGCACACGGCGGAUUCGACUCCGAAAGCGACUGCUGUCUAAGCCCAGAGGGUAGCUUCGCCAGUCGCGGGGAGACACCAGGCGGGCACGGCAGCGGAUCCAACAGCCGGUGUGAAAGUCGACACAGCAGCGCGUCCGCUCGCGAUGAGCUUCGCCCCGAAGAUGCGGAACAAUUCAACGUCAGCGUCAUGACCUGGAACGUCCUCGCUGAACUUUACGGGACGCUCGACGCCUUCCCGCACUGCGACGCGUACAUGCUCGCGUGGCCCUACCGGAGGCAACGGAUUCUCGACGAGAUCCUCACGCACAAUCCCGAUGUCGUCUGUCUUCAGGAGGUUCAAAGUGAGCAUUUUGAGGACUUUUUUCUUCCGGAGCUGGCUCGCCACGGGUACAACGGGAUGUACAAACAGAAGACGAUGGAGAUUUUCACCAGCGGAAGUGGGAAGAAGAGCGGAGGCAAGUUCACCAUGGAUGGAUGCGCGACGUUCUAUCGGAAGUCAAAGUUCACCAUCGUGGAUCAGUGCGGCCUGGAAUUCAGCCAACUGAUCAAGCAGGCGUCGCGGGAGCAACUGCCCCGUCAGCUGCAGAGACAGGCCGUCAGACGUCUCUUAAAAGACAACGUCGCGCUUCUGCUUCUUCUGGAGGUGAAGAACGAGGGCGACGCUCGCGCGGCGGCUGCAGCCGAAGAGACGGAACGCGGCCGCGACACCGGAACUCGGCGCAGUGACGGCAACCGAAGCAGCAGCGACAGCCGAGCCCUGUCUGCGUCCACUGCGCGGCCGUGGCUGAAUCCAGCGAGCUCUUCGUCGCCGGAUUCGGCAACUCCGCCGCUGUCAAGGGGGCGUGUGCAUGCGGCGACUGGUCUGGAAGGCGGAGGCGUCCUUGGCGGGGCGAAUCGUGCAGAGUCGGAAAAUCCGAGAGGCAGUCGAGAUGCUGGGGUGGAAACGGACGCGGAGCCUGUUCGCUCGACGCUUCGGGCGAAUGCUCCCGCGUGGGAGGCGUCCCGGGUCUUCGACAGUCUCGCGAACAGCAGUGGCAUCGCAGGAGGGCUGCAGUGGGGGUGCACGUCGGGAGCGAGCAGUGCAGAUGGCGGCAGUCCGUCCGGCCCGCGGAAACUCCUCCUCGUGGCCAAUACACACAUCGUCGCCAAUCCCGAGUCGAAUGACGUGAAAAUCUGGCAGGCGCAAACACUGGUUGGGAUGAUCGAGAAGUAUCUGCUGGCGUUUCGCCCUCCAACGUAUCUCGAUUCGCCGUGUCUCACACCGGCUGUCGUUUUAUGCGGCGACUUCAACAGCACGCCAGAUAGCGCGGUCUACCAGUUGUUAGUGACGGGCCGAUGCGACCGGCAGCACACGGACCUCGCCUCGGAUCGACACGGACUUCUUGCGGAACUGAAUCUUGGACACAACAUCCCACUGAAGUCAGGCUACGCAGUGAGCAAAGCGCUAAAGGACGGUUUGGAUCCACACGAUUUCUAUGCCUUGCGACAAUCGGAGCCGGAGUUUACCAACUACACGGGGAACUACACGGGCUGCCUGGAUUACCUGUUCUUCACCGACACCAUGCUGCGGGUUCGCGAGAUUCUCGAGCCGGUCGACAGCAAACAGCUUUUCCGGGAAGCUCGGCAACUGCAGCUCUUGCAUCAAGCGCUUCCGAGCCCUCUGCGACCGUCAGACCACAUUCCUCUCCUUUGCAAGUUUGAGUGGAUUCAGUGA